Messenger RNA from Penicillium waksmanii, 1791 nucleotides. RefSeq names its product ESCRT-II subunit protein VPS36. Gene Ontology annotation, biological process: protein transport to vacuole involved in ubiquitin-dependent protein catabolic process via the multivesicular body sorting pathway. The coding region runs from base 1 to 1791 and encodes 596 amino acids. Lineage: Eukaryota; Fungi; Ascomycota; Eurotiomycetes; Eurotiales; Aspergillaceae. Gene Ontology annotation, cellular component: late endosome membrane; ESCRT II complex. Gene Ontology annotation, molecular function: ubiquitin binding; phosphatidylinositol-3-phosphate binding. The record is from RefSeq and is a predicted model, not a curated record. The transcript is spliced from 4 exons.
AUGUUCUUCAAGUCUUUGGACCUGACCACGGCACUGCGCCCUUUGCUAUUACCUGACGAGUCCCUUCUCUUUGUACAGGAUGCGGUCGGGUUAUACGAGGGGAAAUAUAAGAUCCCCAACUAUCAAAAUGGCCACGCCUACUUGACCUCCCACCGAGUAUGCUACGUUGCUACCGAGGAUCCACGCAAAUACUGUGUUGGAAUUGAUUUAAAGGAAAUUGACCGGGCAGAAUACCAGGCUCGUUUUUUAACCUCGUCGCCUAAAGUUACCAUCUAUCCCAAGCCACAGAAUACCAAGAACGACAAGUCUCGAAGCACAACAUCGAGCCCCGCUAUCCCUCAGCAAUCGACUCUUCAUCCACUCCCCCACACGGGUCCAUCAAAGUCACCCUCACCAAAGCCAAUCAAUGCAACUUGGAUCUGCCCGAUAUGUACCUUCUCUAAUCCUGUUCCCUCCAACUUUGACCCGGCGACGGCGACGGCUGCGACCAACUUACCGCCGUGUCUUGCAUGCGGUAUCAAGCCGCCCUUUACAACCGUAUUGAAAGCAGCGAUCACGGCUGCGGCUAGUCGAGAUCACCCCUUACCCGGUGCUAGCUCAUUGGCACCAGAGGAUAGUACGCCUACCAGCAAUGGGGGACACGACACAACUACCGCUGGAUCGGUAUCCUGCCCUCGGUGCACCUUUGUCAACCACCCAUCACUGAUCGAGUGUGAGAUAUGUGGAGCACCGUUGAUGCCAAAAGGUGCUGCUUCACUGCUGGACAGUGGGGGAAACCGUGCAGAUUCACCGGCUCCAUUCUUCCAGCAAGCGCGGAUAGUCAACACAGAAGUGAGCGAGAGUAUCAAAUUAUCGUUUCGGGAUGGCGGCGAAAAAACUUUUCACGAAAGGCUUAAGGAUGCCCUGGUGCAAAGGAAAUGGCUACUCCAGAAUGCCCCCCCCGGUACCUCCCCCGGCGCAGGUACUCCCGCCGCGGCAGCCCUCGAGAGCCCGCAGCCCGCAGCCCCCCGCGUGUCAGCUGUAGGCAUCGCAGGCCUUGAACAACGAGGGUUGGAGGCUCGCAUGAACAAUCAGUUGGUGAUUGGCAAUGCGUUUGAGGAUUUGGAGGCAUUGAUGGCAUCGGCUAAGCAAAUUGUCGCCCUCGCAGAGACCUUGGCGCGAGAAUCCGGAAUGGCUACGAAUGAAGGCUCCGCGGAGACUAACGCGGUGUUAUCUGAGUCCGUGGCAGCCCUCGGGAUGGUAACUACCAAGGAUAUGCUGAGUUCGGGUUCCGAGACACUCUAUCUCUCAGAACUAUCACGCAACCUAGCAGAGUAUCUUACGGACGACCGCCAGGGCAUUCUACAGCGGGAAGGAGGAAUCAUGAGCUUGAUCGAUCUCUGGGCGGUAUUCAACCGGUCUAGAAAUGGUGUCGAGCUUGUCAGUCCAUCUGAUUUCCAGCGAGCGGCAGAACUCUGGGAGAAGUUGAAGCUCCCGGUUCGAUUGCGCCGGUUCAAGAGUGGACUGUUGGUGGUUCAGAGAUAUGACUGGAGCGAUGAUAAGACGGUACGACAAUUACAGGAGUGGAUGGAAGAAUUGCGCCAAAUUCCACCCGAAGACCCGGUUCCAUGGGACUCGCUGAUCUUCGGUCGGGCCGUGACGGCGCAGGAGACGGCGCAGCGCUUUAAAUGGAGUGUCGGCGUGGCUACCGAAGAAUUAGAGAUGGCAGAGGACCGAGGCGUACUUUGUCGGGAGGAAGGCAUUGAAGGGCUACGGUUCUGGGGCAAUUACAUCGUCAUUCCUAGUAACUAG